Messenger RNA from Xenopus laevis (African clawed frog), 2213 nucleotides. It is a transcript of the gene hoxc12.S, whose product is annotated as homeobox C12 S homeolog. NCBI's taxonomy places the organism in Eukaryota, Metazoa, Chordata, Amphibia, Anura, Pipidae. The record is from RefSeq and is a predicted model, not a curated record. Bases 458 to 1267 code for a protein of 269 amino acids. Gene Ontology annotation, biological process: regulation of transcription by RNA polymerase II; regulation of DNA-templated transcription. Gene Ontology annotation, molecular function: sequence-specific double-stranded DNA binding; DNA binding; DNA-binding transcription factor activity, RNA polymerase II-specific. The transcript has 2 exons. Gene Ontology annotation, cellular component: nucleus.
GUGUACGCGCUCUGAUUACACGUGCACGCGCCUGAGAGUACUAAAUAUGUGUAUGUGGAGCAGGGGGACGCACAAUCUUGUACACAGUGUGUUGAGAAGUGUAGGUGUGAAGGCAGUUGCUGCCUGUGCCUAAUCAGUAGCAGUUAAUGUCAUUAAUUAGCUGAAAUGCCUAAUAACAAGGUGUUUAUUUGAAGCCCUGACUGAGAACCAGUCACUGGUUAUAGCAAGUAGGGAUCACUGCCCUUUGUUACUGGUGUUACUGGAAACUGUGAAACUGGGGGGGGGUGUGGACGUCAUGUUUUGGUUUGUUCUCAUUUGGCAAGAAAGGGCGGGAUUUAAAGGCUGCGUGUAUUGGUGCUCACGUGAUCCUCCACAGCCAAUGGCAGUCGCCUCUAGGUUUGACUAUGUUUAAUGUCAGAUGGCAAUAAACUAGAAGCUCCUGGUCAGGCCCGCGGAAAUGGGAGAACAUAAUCUUCUUAAUCCCGGGUUUGUGGGACCUCUGGUGAAUAUCCACACCGGGGACACCUUCUACUUCCCCAAUUUCAGGACCCCUGGCGGACAGUUACCUGGUUUACCCUCUCUUUCUUAUCCAAGAAGAGAAAAUGUCUGCUCUCUGCCCUGGGCAUCUACAGAGCCCUGCAACGGAUACCCCCAGUCUUAUCUCAGCAGCCCGGUCUCCAUUAACCCUUCUUUCAGCCGGGCUUGUGAUCUUACCAGAGUGGAAGAGACCAAAUGCUAUUACCGGGAGGGGUGCAACAACCCUGACAUCCCCAGCCUGAAAAGAGAGGAAAGGCUUAGGGAGAAUGUCCUGAUGCCUCUGGAUAGCGCGAUCCAUAACGGCAUGAGCAGCACUUUCCAUAAAUACGACUACACGGCUGUGGACUCUGUUCCCCACGACCCCCCCUCCUGUCAGUCUUUAGAAUCCGACUCCAGCUCGUCCUUACUCACUGAAGCCACCAAGAACCCGGCGACUGAAGCAGCAGCAAUGGCUUCUCCCACUAAUCAAGGCAGCAGCCUCCCUGCCAGUGGGGCUCCUUGGUACCCCAUUCACACGAGGUCCCGAAAGAAAAGAAAACCUUAUUCCAAGAUACAACUGGCUGAGCUGGAAGGGGAAUUUAUGAUGAAUGAAUUUAUCACCCGACAACGGAGGAGAGAACUGUCUGACCGGUUGAGCCUCACUGACCAACAGGUGAAGAUUUGGUUCCAAAAUCGUCGAAUGAAGAAGAAAAGACUUGUAAUGAGAGAGCAAGCAUUGUCAUUCUUUUAAACCCUGCGGGGAUAACAAGCCACCAAUGUCUCAAUGAGAACUGGUUUCUAUAUGUAUCACCAGCUCCUACACCCCAUGAUCCAUUUCAGUACUGGAGGCAAAAUAAACUGGCAAGAGAAAAGGAGAGAGAGAGGCAAAAUCACAAUGGACAUUUUGUGAUGUUUGGGGACAGAAUUGCAAAAACAUUCCUUUCUAAACAGCUGUGCCUCUCUACAAGUCUCGGGGUUGUUUGUUCAUAGACUUUGCAUGCUCUUACGUCAUCUCUGGCUUUAUACUUAUUUCAGAUCCAAUUGCCAAAUGAACGGGUCAAUGUUGUCCUCAAAAUAAGGUGGCAGCGCAUUUCACCCUGAAUGAACCCUCAGCUUUGUUGUGAGUGGGUGGGCAAUUGUUCCUUCAGGCAUAUCAUGCAAUAUUUUCCUUUCCACAAUAGGCUUUUACUCUCACAAUACUCAACAUGGAAUAUCUUGUCUCAUUUAUCUGUCUACGUUGGCAAGAUCCUUGGCAGAAACCUAGACAAAACCUGACACGCAAUUUAGCAGUAGUUCAGUAUUGAAGCCCCUUAGUAGCAAUAGUAUAAUAUUUUCAAUAAGUCUCUUGGAGACUAAUUCCUUCAUUGUUUUUGGCAUCAAGGAUGGUUAUUUACUUGCCUACUUGUCCUUGGUGUGGAAAAUCUGGAAACCUGGAUAUGAUGCUUGUGACUUGAGAAUUUUUACUUUGUAUUUGUGUGUAUAUAUAUAUACAUAGAAAAAUGCUGAAGCACACCAGGAUUUCUCAAACAAAAAACGUAUUGAUUGGAUCCAAUAAAUGAGUUGUUUUUUUUUCCAUUAAAUUCAUUUUCUUUUCUUUUUUUUUUUUAUUCUUUUAUAAAUAGAUAGUUACAUCAAUGACAUAAAUGUACAAUAACAACAGAAAGUACAUGCAAUAAAUGAGUUUUUUGAUUGAGGAA